Messenger RNA from Vicugna pacos (alpaca), 1847 nucleotides. The record is from RefSeq and is a predicted model, not a curated record. NCBI's taxonomy places the organism in Eukaryota, Metazoa, Chordata, Mammalia, Artiodactyla, Camelidae.
UCACCACCAACCUGAAGCUGGGCAACCCGACAGACCGAAAUGUGUGCUUUAAAGUAAAGACCACGGCACCGCGGAGGUACUGCGUGAGGCCCAACAGUGGGAUCAUCGAUGCGGGAACCUCCAUCAAUGUGUCUGUGAUGUUGCAGCCUUUCGAUUAUGACCCCAAUGAGAAAAGCAAACACAAGUUUAUGGUUCAGUCUAUGUUUGCUCCGACUGACACUUCUGAUAUGGAAGCGGUACAUGAUGUAGAGAUAAAUAAAAUUAUAUCCACAACUGCAUCAAAGACAGAAACACCAACGGCGUCUAAAGCUCUGAGCUCUUCUUUGGAUGACACUGAAGUUAAGAAGGUGAUGGAGGAGUGUAAGAGGCUGCAAGGUGAAGUUCAGAGGCUACGGGAGGAGAACAAGCAGUUCAAGGAAGAAGAUGGACUUCGGAUGAGGAAGACAGUGCAGAGCAACAGCCCUGUUCCUGCGUUAGCUGCGGCUGGGAAGGAGGAGGGCCUCAGCACUCGGCUGCUGGCGCUGGUGGUCCUGUUCUUCAUCGUCGGCGUGAUCAUAGGGAAGAUCGCCUUGUAGGGCAGCAUGCGGGCGACGGCUCGUUGGAUUGAGGAUCCGCCACGUCAUGGGGUCUAAAUUUAUCAUAACCACGUGUAAACAGAAUUAAUGUAUGAUGACAUCUCACAAGUCUUGCCUUUAAAUUACCCCUCCCCAAGCGCGUGUGCGCGCACACACCCCAACACACAGGUAGAACAUAAUAUAACAAUCUUUUAGAAAGUUAAAAUGCAUAGUAAAUGGGGAAAGAAUGAUCCUUAUUAAUGACAAGGGAAACCAUGAUUAAACGAUAAUGGCAUGUUGUCCGUGUCAUUCUAAACGUCUGUCGCCUUGGUCCCUGUUGCUAGAUUACCUCUCUUAGAACACAACUCUCUUCCUUGCCUGGGGGUGCUGUCCUCGGGGCGCCGGCCCAGCGCGGAGGGGAGGGCCGCACCCCCGUCGUCGUCGUCCCCUGUGCUGCUCACUCACCCGGGCUGCUUUCCUGCGGUCUGUCCAGGACAUCAGUUCUUUGGGACUGACGAACAGAGUCUGAAGCCGAAAAGAACGGCGCGUUGGGUGCGCGCGCCCAGAGAGGGAGGCGCGCGUUGGUCGACUGCCCAGUGCUCUGCAAAUCCGAGUCAAGGCUUUGUUCUCCUUCAGGGACCAAGCUAGAUUCCUGUCGGUUCAUGUAGUGAGGUUGAAUUGUUACUCAGAGAUGUUUAAUGCAUAUUUAACUUAUUUAAUGUAUUUCAUCUCAUGUUUUCUCGUCACAAGACUAUAAUUAAUGCUGUGGCCUAAAACUCGCCUGUGCUACCUGACAGUGCUGGGUGGAGCAGGCCGCGCUGCCCGAGGCUCCGGGCUCCGCACGGCCGAGGUGUGGCUUCUCUGAGUGACGGAGAGCAGCUGCCAGAAGGGGUCUUCCGUGUGAAUAAGUGACAGCCACCAGGGGGCAGGGGGUUCUUAGUAGCGCCGUCAACUCUGCGUGACUCCUAUAAGGAGGAGAGCCGCCCUUCUCUCCUCCUCUUCCUCUCUCUGCCCCGUAACCGCCACUCACACUUGUAGCCCACACGCCCCAGGUGUGAUCCUGUGGCCCUAGCUGGGGGUCACGGCAAGCGAGUCAGGCAGCAGAGGGGUCGGAGAGAGGGAACCAGCUGGGGAGGGGUGGGGACAGGGUGUGAGAAACUUAGAUAAUCCGUCAAUAGCGAUUGAGAGUUUGACUGUGAAUUAAUUUGAUGCCGUGAAAGACCAAUCCAAUUCUGUUUGACUAUGUAGCAUCUUAAAAAGAGAAAAAUUAAAAUAAAGCCCCAGAAUUAAGAG